AUGGUUGAUAGAAAGUGUUCAAAAAAAUACGCAAACAAAUUUUCUGAACACACUUCAAUUGAUGUUAAUGGUUAUCUUAUAUACCGCAGACAAGUGGAUGGACGUUUUAUUGAGAAAUCAGGUGGUAAACUAGACAACAGAAAUGUCGUUCCAUAUAAUAAAUAUCUAUUGAAAAGAUAUCAAGCCCACAUUAAUGUUGAGUGGUGCAAUGAGGUAUCUUCAAUCAAGUAUCUAUUCAAAUACAUCAACAAGGGUCCAGAUAGAGCUACUGUUGCAAUUGUAGAAAACUGUGAUGAUGCGGUCACUGUCAAUGUUGUUCAUGAGAUAAAACAGUAUUAUGAUUGUAGAUAUCUUUCUGCAUGUGAAGCUUCAUGGCGUAUUUUUGGAUAUGAUGUUCAUUAUAGGACUCCUUCUGUUUUAAGACUUCCUUUUCAUCUUUCGGGACAACAACAAGUAGUGUUUGGUGGUGAAGAUAAUAUUGAUAAUGUAAUAAACAGACCAUCUGUGGCGUCCUCAAUGUUCUUAUCUUGGAUGCAUUGUAAUCAAAUUUAUCUAGAGGCACGAGAACUCACUUACAUUGAAUUUCCUACAAAGUUUAUGUGGAAAUUAGACGAACGAUGUUGGGAUCCAAGGAAAAAAGGGUUCUCAGUCGGACGGAUUCAUUCAGUUUAUCCUACUGUAGGAGAAGGGUAUUACUUACGAAUUCUGUUGAAUAAAGUCAAAAGUCCUAAAUCAUUUGAAGACAUUCGUACGGUUAAUGGAAAAACAUUUCCGACUUUCAGAGAUGCAUGUUAUGAGCUUGGCUUUUAG
Cynara cardunculus var. scolymus (artichoke) is the source of this 810-nucleotide messenger RNA. RefSeq lists its product as uncharacterized. The record is from RefSeq and is a predicted model, not a curated record. The transcript has a single exon. Bases 1 to 810 code for a protein of 269 amino acids. NCBI's taxonomy places the organism in Eukaryota, Viridiplantae, Streptophyta, Magnoliopsida, Asterales, Asteraceae.